AUGGGAAAACAGCCUCUGGGGUGGAUAAUUGUGGACUCGCUGGACACGCUGAUGCUGAUGAAGUGCGACGAGGAGCUACGCGAGGCCCGCUCGUGGGUCAAACACGAGCUCGAUUACGAUUUUGACUACAACGUCAACACCUUCGAGACCACCAUCAGAAUGCUAGGUGGCCUAUUGUCGGCCCACUACCUCAGCGAGGACGACGUGUAUCUGGAGCAGGCUGCGCGGCUGGGAAAUAAGCUGCUUGGUGCGUUUGGCUCGAAGAAGGGCAUUCCGUACGCAUCGGUCAACCUCAAGUCCGGCAAGGGCAUCCCCAGCCACGUCGACAGGGGAGCCAGCUCUACGGCAGAGGCCACGAGCGUGCAAUUGGAGUUUAAGUACCUGGCACAAUUGACCGGCGAGGAAUUGUACUGGCGUGCAGCCGAACAGGUCAUGAAGUCAUUGGACGAGGCGGACCCAACAGACGGUCUGGUGCCGAUCUACAUCCAGCCAGAAACAGCAAAAUUCCAGGGCAACUUGAUCAGACUUGGUUCCCGCGGCGACUCCUACUACGAGUAUCUUCUCAAACAGUACUUGCAGACUAGAGAACCAGUGUAUCUCGAAAUGUAUCUCGAGACGGUUGCCGGUAUCCGCAAACACCUUGUGCGCUACUCGAAGCCAAAUAAUUUGAUGUUUAUAGGAGAGCUGGAGCGCGGCAUUGGUGGCCCGCUGAGCACCAAAAUGGACCAUCUGGUCUGUUUUGCCGGAGGUAUGUUUGCUAUGGGUGCCACCGAGGGACUUGACUACGAAACAGCAAGAAGACUGUCAACCUGGACCGACGAAAAAGAACAGCAGAUGACCAUGGCCAAGGAGCUCACACACACGUGUUACAGAAUGUACCACGACGUGCCUGCCACGGGGCUUGCGCCGGAGAUUGUGGUUUUCAAACAGGAUGCAAAUAGCGACAAGGACUUCUACAUCAAGCCUGCAGACAAACACAACCUCCAGCGUCCAGAAACCGUCGAGUCGCUUUAUUACUUAUACAAAAUCACCGGCGACAUUAAAUACAGGGAAUGGGGCUGGGAGAUUUUCGAAAAUUUUGUCAAGCACACCAAGGUGACGUCCGGGGGCAAGGACAGCAAGCCAAGAUACACAAGUCUGGACGACGUAACAGUGAGCCCGCCAAAAAUGCGUGACAAUAUGGAAUCAUUCUGGCUCAGCGAGACCUUGAAGUACCUGUAUUUGUUGUUUGACGAUGAGACCGAUCCUAAAUGGGAUCUGGAGAACAUGGUUCUCAACACCGAGGCACAUCCGUUCCCACGGUAUGCCAAGGCGCCAUUUGCCACUGGAUGGAGACGGCAGGGGAAGCUUGAGAGCUUGGAGCCGGAGAAGAAGGAGACUCCGGCGCAGGAGGUGGAACUUGGCAACGCGGACACAGACCUUGAUGUUUCGGAGGCGAAACUCAAAGCUUCCCGCGACAAUGAGGCCGUGGCCGAGGCUCUCAAGCAGAAAGGAGAGUUGCCCGUUGCAAAACAGCCGGUGGCCAAGCCGUUGAACGAACAAGUCGACAGUGUGAAGGAAGAGCUUGUGAAACAGGGCGAUGUGUAG
Molecule: messenger RNA, 1587 nt
Organism: Ogataea parapolymorpha DL-1
Lineage: Eukaryota; Fungi; Ascomycota; Pichiomycetes; Pichiales; Pichiaceae
Product: Mannosyl-oligosaccharide 1,2-alpha-mannosidase
Exons: 1
Coding region: 1-1587 (528 amino acids)
Biological process (GO): carbohydrate metabolic process; N-glycan processing
Cellular component (GO): membrane; endoplasmic reticulum
Molecular function (GO): mannosyl-oligosaccharide 1,2-alpha-mannosidase activity; calcium ion binding
Source: RefSeq, a predicted model, not a curated record